Molecule: messenger RNA, 1671 nt
Organism: Alligator sinensis (Chinese alligator)
Lineage: Eukaryota; Metazoa; Chordata; Crocodylia; Alligatoridae
Product: nucleolar protein 3-like
Exons: 3
Coding region: 921-1517 (198 amino acids)
Biological process (GO): regulation of apoptotic process
Source: RefSeq, a predicted model, not a curated record
AGGCCUACAAGGAACCUGGGAGAGGGCACUUUUAUGCAGGAAGAUACAGUAGAAACCUAGCACGUGCUGCUAUUGCCCCCUCCCAAAAAUCACCCCCCACAUUUGGGGUAGGGGGCAGCUGAGUAUUGCCCCAGGGCAAGGACCAGCUGCUGCUUUGAACCACCUCGCAUAAGGCAACAGCUCUGGCAUUACCAUAUUUUCCCGCAUAUACUGUGCACUUGCCUGCCCCGCAAAAUCCCUGCGCCCCCUCCCCCCCCCCAUAUUUUGAGGCGGGGGGCAUGAGGGGGGGAAUCUGGUUUCUUGCCCCAGAGGGAAGCCCCCUUGCUGUCAUCCCCAUUGUGGCAGCUGUGUUAUUACUGCAUUUUCAUGCAUAGAACAUGCGAUCCCUGCCCCCAACUCAGCCCCCACAAAUUUGGAGGGUGCAUAUCAAGCAGGAAAGCUGAUUUUUUGCCCCAGAGAGAAACUCUCCUGCCUUGAUCCCUGCACUGCAGCCUGGGCGUUACCAUCUUUUCUGACGUGUAAUGCACAGCUGUCUCCCAGAGGCGAGUAAAGGGGCCUGUUGUGCGCUAGAAAAUACGGAAGCUAGAGAAUGCCAAAGUAGGGGUGGCUACGGCCCUCCGGCCUUUGGAAGAAUACAGGCCUGACUAAUUCACCGAUCGUAUUUCUUUGGCUUCGGAUACAACUUUUAAACCGCUUAAAAAGGGGGAAACAUGGACAGCAAACGAUCAUAUUUAUUCAUGUAUCACAUGCCUGUCACUGCAGCCCACAUCUUCAUUGGGAAAGGAGGGUGGGGGGAAGUUUCCCAUGUCACUGCACUCUCCAGAAUCCAUUUCCAGCUCCAUUCCCUGAUUUUGGGGGGGAAAAGAGGCGCAUGGUAGGGGAGACGCGUUGUACGCUAGAAGCUACGGCAGAGCCCGACAAUGGCGGCUGGUAGCAGCUACGCCGCCGUCCGCGACCACCGCCAGGAGCUCGUGGACAUCAUCGGGCGCGAUCCCGAGAACACCCUGGACGAGCUGGUGGCCCAGUCGCUCCUCAGCGAGGACGAAUACGACGCCCUCAACCAGACGCCAGGGGCAGGGCCCAAGGUCAGGAAGCUGCUCAUUUGCAUUCAGAAGAAGGGGGAGGCGGCUUGCCGGGCCCUCCUGGAGCAGGUGGACGCCCUCUUCCCAGGCUCCGUUCAGGCCUUGCUGCGCCCGCCGCUUCCCCGGCCCUCGCUCUACGAUUUCUACAACCCCGAACGAGACGCGCAGCCAUCGCGAUUCUCUGAGCGCCAGGAGAGGGACUGUGUCCCCCCCGAACCAGCUGCAGGAGCGGGAGAGCAGGAAGAAGAAAUGCCAAGAGACAAGGAGGGGGAGGAAGACGAAGACAAUGAGCGGGAUCCCCAGGAGGAAGGGGAAGGGGCUGAGGGGGAAGCAGACACAGCCCCAGACCCGGAGGAAGAGGAGGGCGGAAGCCCAGAAGAGCCAGAGCCAGAACCAGAACCAGAGCCAGAGGAAACAUAUUCAGACGCCGAUUAACACCCCCCCCCCCCCCCCCCACAAAAGAAAAAUCAACAACAAAAAUCAAAGCCUCUAGAACAUUUAAACAAGGAGGUGAAUGAGGGAGAUGUGACAGUUGUAGAGAGGGAGGAAAAAAGUGAGUGUUGUAUACCAAUAAAUACAGUAACUGGCA